UGUGAACUAUUGCGAGUGCUCUAGUAUGGAAUAGUACACUAUUGCUGUGUAAUUUUAAAACAAACAACAACGUCACCGCGGCAGCAUUGCCAGCAGCACAACGCCCACCCGCCAUUUUGAGAGCGAAGCAAGAGAGCGGCUGGCAAUUUUCGAGAAGGCCAGAUCUGGUAACACUGCUCUGCCUGGGCAAGUCGUCGGUGUAUUUUUAAUUCGUCGCUUCCUCGCCCAAGUUCCAGAAUUUCGGCCAGAAAAUCGCGGCGCGCCGUGGAAUUCACGAGUUAUUGUUUAUAUAAUGCGGCUAAACUAAUAGCGCACCGUUUAUACAUCCACAGCACCACUAGAGCGGGGAGAGCCACCGAGAAUCGCAACCUGCCGUGUAUGCCGAUGCGCGUGUGUGUGUGUGUGGUGCAACAAGGCUGACAAAUAAAAGAAAAAAAAACCAUAAAAGCAAUAUAAUUAAAAGUAAACUAAGUAGAAACGCACAAAAACCAGCUGCCAAAAUAUGGAAGCAAUCGCCAAACACGACUUCUCCGCGACUGCCGACGACGAGCUGAGUUUUCGCAAAACUCAGACCCUAAAGAUAUUAAAUAUGGAAGAUGACUCGAACUGGUAUCGUGCCGAGCUGGACGGCAAGGAGGGCCUCAUACCCAGCAAUUACAUAGAAAUGAAAAAUCACGAUUGGUACUACGGACGCAUCACACGUGCCGAUGCCGAGAAACUGCUGUCGAACAAACACGAAGGAGCCUUCUUGAUACGCAUCAGCGAGUCCAGUCCCGGCGAUUUCUCCCUAUCAGUCAAAUGCCCGGAUGGUGUACAACAUUUCAAGGUUCUGCGCGACGCCCAAAGCAAGUUCUUCCUCUGGGUGGUGAAGUUCAACUCCCUCAACGAACUGGUCGAAUAUCAUCGGACGGCGAGUGUGUCUCGGUCGCAGGAUGUCAAAUUGCGUGAUAUGAUACCUGAAGAGAUGCUUGUGCAGGCGCUGUACGACUUUGUGCCACAGGAAUCCGGCGAAUUGGACUUUAGACGCGGCGAUGUCAUCACAGUCACAGAUCGCUCCGACGAGAACUGGUGGAACGGCGAGAUCGGCAAUAGGAAAGGAAUCUUCCCAGCAACUUAUGUGACGCCAUAUCAUUCAUAAUAAGAUAACUUCUAAGGAGGGACGCCCCCACACCCCAAAAUCUCUCCCGAAAGCACACCCCCACACACGCACACACACAACAAUAAUAAUUAGGCAGCAUCAUCCGAUAAAAAAAAAAAGAAGAACUAAACACAAAUUUUAAAUAUUUAUCUACAAAAUCAUGACAUCAAUUCUGUAGACAAACUCUAAGCAUAUAAGUCGAGAAUGCAUUUUUACGUUUUGACGUUUUUUGAUAAAAACAAAAUUAUAAAAAAGUACCAUAUACCAUAUAUAUUGCAAAGCCGUUUUAUAGCCACAUCCUCUUACACUCUAAACUAGAUAUGUAGACCUAUUUGGGUCUGCAUACAAGAUGGCACUAUUAUUAUUAUUGUAAAGAAGCGGAUUUUUGAUAUAAAUAUAUACUUUAAGUUCGAUAACGAGAGAAUAACUGUCCUGUGCUUCGAAACGAGUAUUGAUUGCUCCUUAGUUUAUGUUUAAUGUUUUUAGUGACGACGGGCGAGAAGCACUUAUAUUAUUAUGAUAACGAAUUACCAACCAACCAACCAACCAACCUAUUGCUUAAAUUCACUAUGAAAACAAAAAAAAAACAAAUUUGCCUAAAUGUCUCAAAGCUGAAGACAAUUAAAACAAAAUUACAUUUAUAUUAUAUUAUCGUAAAAUGCCUACCACGUAAAUUAAAUUAAUUUUUGCAUCGCUGGUUACUAUAUACAUAUAUAUACAAUAUGCACGCAUCUCUAAUUAAAUAUGUAUAUCCAAAAUGCAAUGAUAUUAGCACUAUGGCGGCGACUGUAACUCGAUUAUGUGAAAAAUUAGUUGCCUCUUAGUUUGCUUGGUCGCUUCCUGUUUUCCUGAUGGUGUGCAUCCUGUGGAACACCAGUUUGUGGCCAGUUUGUAUAGAGUUGGAACCGGCUGCUAAUAUCAUACACUUUGUGCUAUAAAUUAGAACUACUACUAUUUAGAAUUGGUUGAGAGCUGUGUAAUAACCCUAUGUUUCAUCACAACUGGUGCGCGAAGACAGCGAAACUGCAGUAGUUGCACAUCUAAGCAUUUUUCAACUACAUAACUAAUAAUACGCAUUAACAAAUGUAAUGAGAGUUGCCAAUAUAAAAUAAUUUAUACGAAACAAAAAAAAAGAAAACGAAAAAUUUUAAGCCUAUUUUUUUAAUCUAUAUAUAUACACGUAUAUCGAACCAUAUAAUUAUAAAUUUUCCUAAUAUCCACCAAACUAGUGACGAAGACGACGACGACGACGAUGCCUCAUGAAAAGAACACAUCAAAAAUAACUUUUGAUAGGCCAUAGUUUACAUAAGCCACAAUUUACCGGGCAGCAGCUGGACGCGCGACAGUUUUGUACUUUUUGAGCAUAUUUUGCAGGCGUAGGCGAACAUUUCUCGGCCCAGAACCAGUAGUAGCCGCAUAUUAAAACUUAAAUUCUAAUCGUAACAAUAAAGCAGGCAAAAUGACAAGGUUUAGAUAUUAACUGACAAGCGAAUACACAAAUGAAACAUUGCAUACGAUACAUAUGUUAAGUUGAGGACCUAGUUUUUUAAGCAAAAACAAAAACUGAUUUAUUUAAUAAACUAUAAUAUAAAUAAA
Messenger RNA from Drosophila bipectinata, 2734 nucleotides. It is a transcript of the gene drk, whose product is annotated as growth factor receptor-bound protein 2 drk. Lineage: Eukaryota; Metazoa; Arthropoda; Insecta; Diptera; Drosophilidae. Gene Ontology annotation, cellular component: nucleoplasm; COP9 signalosome; plasma membrane. Gene Ontology annotation, biological process: signal transduction; regulation of MAPK cascade. Gene Ontology annotation, molecular function: epidermal growth factor receptor binding; phosphotyrosine residue binding. The record is from RefSeq and is a predicted model, not a curated record.